Molecule: messenger RNA, 1004 nt
Organism: Lactuca sativa (garden lettuce)
Lineage: Eukaryota; Viridiplantae; Streptophyta; Magnoliopsida; Asterales; Asteraceae
Product: E3 ubiquitin-protein ligase RMA1H1
Biological process (GO): ubiquitin-dependent protein catabolic process
Cellular component (GO): endoplasmic reticulum
Molecular function (GO): ubiquitin protein ligase activity; metal ion binding
Source: RefSeq, a predicted model, not a curated record
CACUAUAUAUAUAGAGUUGGGCGUGUUUUAUAAGACCCCCAAAAUCCCCCCGCUCUUUCCUCAGUCGCAUCUCCUCCCUUUCUCGUUAAAGCUCUAAAUUCCGAUCAAGUUCCGAUUAUCCGAUAGCUUCUUUUUUGUAACCUUCAUAUAUUCCGGACUAAACAAUCAAAUCAAAUUGGCAAUGGAAUGCGAAAACUAUUUCGCCGAUGAAUUUAAACCCGACAAGUCUUUGCCCUGUUUCGACUGCAGUAUCUGUCUCGACUUCGCUAAAGAUCCGGUGGUCACUCUAUGCGGCCACCUCUAUUGCUGGCCGUGUAUCUACAAAUGGUUAUCUUUCCCCACCGAUUCCGGCGCUAAUCCGCCAUGCCCCGUCUGCAAAUCCGAAAUAUCCCACACCUCCGUCGUCCCUCUUUACGGCCGCGGUAAAACAUUUUCCGACAACGAACCUGGCGGCAAGACUACAAACACCACCGCCGUUAUCCCGCCUCGGCCACACGCCGCCCUCUUAUCCCCGCCCAGUUCCGGCCGUCAACCACCGUACGGAAGCUUCAGUGACGGCGUCGAUGGUUACAAUCCGAAUGUAUGGAUGUACGGAGAAAUGAUUUACUCUAGGGUGUUUGGGAGUAGUAGCCCUAGGUUACGAAGGCGAGAGUUGCAGGUUGAUAGAUCUUUGAACAGAUUGACUUUUUUUCUCUUUUGCUGUUUCUUCUUGUGCCUUCUCCUUUUCUAGUCCAGGGGCAUGUUAGGGAUGAGGUAGUUGGUUGCCCUGAUUAGGUGAAGAUUAAUUUAAGAAGAAGUCAAUAUCUGACGGGUGUAUCUCUUGAAUCUCAUUGAAUAAAGAGGCAUGUUAGAUACACUCUUGAAUCUUAUUGAAUAAGAGUCGGAGGAGCAGAACCAAAUUAUUGACUAUGGUAUUAAUACAUUAUACAUUAUAGUGUUGUAUGCUUGGGAUUAUGUAUAUUUGAGAUUAUAGAUAUAGAUUAUAUAUGCUUGUUACUUGUACA